Etheostoma cragini (Arkansas darter) is the source of this 1645-nucleotide messenger RNA. It is a transcript of the gene adoa, whose product is annotated as 2-aminoethanethiol (cysteamine) dioxygenase a. Gene Ontology annotation, cellular component: mitochondrion. The record is from RefSeq and is a predicted model, not a curated record. Gene Ontology annotation, molecular function: oxidoreductase activity, acting on single donors with incorporation of molecular oxygen, incorporation of two atoms of oxygen. Bases 253 to 1044 code for a protein of 263 amino acids. NCBI's taxonomy places the organism in Eukaryota, Metazoa, Chordata, Actinopteri, Perciformes, Percidae. The transcript has 2 exons.
GAUAAGGCGAGUCGGGAGGGAAAUGAGUGGAAGGAGGGAGGCUUAUUUCGUUGUAAAAUUAGACAUAACCACAAUGAAUCGUGUUUCGUUUUUAUUGAAGUCGUUUUUUUGUCUGUUUUGAACGUUGACAGUACAGCUCCGGAGGAACGUUGGGGACAUUGGAGGACUGGCAAGGCGUUUUUUAACGCUGAUUUUACUGGCGUCGGUACAUUCCCUACACACCGAUAACGGUUAAUUUUUUCCGCAGCCAGAAUGCCGCGGGACAACAAAACUCCUCUUAUUCAGAAAAUAGCAAAGCAAGCCUACAUCACUUUUAAAUGUUUAAAAACGGCCAACGGGGAUAAUAAACUCGUUGCGGACCAACAUAAUGAACUAAUCUCCUUAAUGACCGCGGUCAGGGCUGCUGACCUGAGAAUUGCUCCCCGGAAAACCAAAAAGAGCUCCGGGGCAGCGGAGCUCCACAAACCCCCGGUCACCUACAUGCACAUCUGCGAGACGGAGGUGUUCAGCAUGGGGGUGUUCCUGCUGAGGACCGGCGCCUCCAUACCGCUGCACGACCACCCGGGCAUGAACGGGAUGCUGAAGGUUCUCUACGGGAAGGUGAGCGUCCGCUGUUUUGAUAAACUGGAGGACCCACUGACAGUCGGCACCGUCCCACCUGAUUUGGAGCCCGCGUCGGCCCCGUCCCAGAUGGCCUCCCAGUGGCGCUCCGUGCUCCGCUCCGUCGUCGAGUACUCGGAGAACAGCGGACCGUGCCUUCUUACUCCUCUCCGGGAUAACCUCCACCAGAUCGACACGGUGGAGGGGCCGGCUGCUUUCCUGGAUAUCCUGGCACCUCCGUACAAUCCAGAUGAUGGGCGGGACUGUCACUAUUACAAAGUCCUGCAGACUGUGGCAGAGGGGGACAUGGAUGAAAAGAGCAACGAGGAGCAGCAGGGAGAGGAGAAGGAGAAAGAAAACGUGGCAUGGCUGCUAGAAAUCCCUCAGCCAGAGGACUUCUGGUGUGGUGGGGAACCCUACCCAGGCCCUGCAGUUUCUCUCUGAAUGAAACCUCUGAUCAGAGGAUUUAUACUGCCAUAUAUGACAAUGAUACAAUAGUCACAUCCUUCCAUCCACAAGGGGAAACUUAGUUUUUACCUGGGACUCAAAGGCCUUGCUCAGGGAUGCUACAGCAGGGCAGAUGCUUAUAGAAACAAGGACUUCAACUCUGACACCCUACAGAGAAUAGGGACCAAUGAAUUGCAUUCCAAAAAUUGACAAUAAUCUCAUCAGUACCGAGAUAAGAGUUGACACAAGGAAUUUGCAUUCCUAACAUGGUAUAUUUUAUUUGGACCGUUAUGUUGCCUUGUACACACAUGAAUGUAUUUAGCCAAAAGUUCCGUAAAUGGCGAGGUGUCAUUAGGAUCUUUAUCUACUUGGAAAGCCUUUUACACAUUUUUUCACUCUGCUACAGAGGACUUUCACAUCGUGACGUGUCUUAAUGCCACAAUCUGGGGCUUCACACUGACCUGUCUUAUUUGUGAAGAUAUAAUGUAUACUUAUUAAGAGUAUUUCUACUGUACGCACUCAUUUCUAUUUCCAAAGUGCACACACUACAUUAUAUGGUCUACUUUAAUUGUAUUUUGUGUUUAACUUAUUCCAGAUA